Salmo salar (Atlantic salmon) is the source of this 6972-nucleotide messenger RNA. NCBI's taxonomy places the organism in Eukaryota, Metazoa, Chordata, Actinopteri, Salmoniformes, Salmonidae. The record is from RefSeq and is a predicted model, not a curated record.
GUAGCCUCAGCCAUCUGCAGGAAACCAAUUAGCAGGAAUAAAGAGCUAAGUGUUUUUCUCUCCUCUAUGUUCAGACCUCACUCUACCUCUCCCCCUCUCACACCCCUCCGUCCCUCUGUUUACUGUAGAUAUAGCUUUAAGAAGACGAUUUUAGGAACACAGAGAGGAGGACUGUGUUAUGCUGCUCUCUUUGCGGCUGUCCUCUCCUGCACGCUCUCUGGUCCAAAGGGAAUAUGUGGAUGUUCAGUAGACCCGCUAUUUGACUGGAUUACUACAGAUACAGAUACAGUCCAAGGAGUCCAGAGACGCCGCCGCCACAGCCGCACAGAUGUGGGGUAGUGAUGCGUGGCUGCUGUAGGAGCCAUUAUGGACAGCGGUGAGGGAGGGAGAGGAAGGGAUGGAGGGAGAGAGGGAGGAGAACCUGACAUCAGCACCAAGCCGUUAUCUCAUCCUCUCCUGACCCCGGAAGUGAUUCCUUGUAAGGGGUCGCCCUCUCGUACCUCAGCCCCGGCCCCUGCCAAAGAGCCUUCCAACCUGACUCAGACAGAGCAGGGGGGAGCAGAGGGGACCGCAGGCAGAGAGGAGACCCCAGAAGGGGAGGGGGGUAUAUACUCACAGAAUAAUGGUGUGACACUGAAAGAAGAGCAAGAGAAGGAAGAGAAGCUAAAUGAGAAGGAGAAAGAAAGAUUGUUACUAGUGGAUGACAGAGAGGAAACGGGAAGAAAAAACCUUGCACCAGCCUUCAGCAGCAAAGACAGAGGAGAAGAGGAAAAAGAGAAGGAACAGGAAGAGGAGGAGAGGGAAGAGGCCAUCUCAAACCAAAGCCAAACCAAAUCCAAAUGUAGUCUAUUACCUCGACAGAGCCAGCACAGCUCUGCUUCCAGCACUGUUAUGGCCAGUGGCACAUUGAACAGCAACAUCCACAUUACUCCUUCCAAUUCUCCAAAGCACUCUACCUCUCCUUCUACCUGUCCAAAGCUCUCAUUAUCACCUUCCAAUUCUCCAAAGCACUCUACCUCUCCUUCCAAUUCUCCAAAGCGCUCCAGCUUUUUCCCCUCCUCUCCUUAUCGUCAGAACGAGACAGAGGUGAGAGACACAGGAGAAGUGCAGGGCAAUAGUCCUAGUUUUCCUCUGAGCUUUAAACCCCAGCAGUCUGCUCUGUCUGAGUCCACCAGCACACCCGCUAAGGAUGAUGGUAGAGCAGACGCCACUCACACUUCCCUUAUUGCCAAUGGAGACACCGCCAAAGUUCCCAAACCAAACAACAACCCAGAAGUGAGAGAUGGAGAUAGAGAGAUGGAAAUAGAAAGAAAUGAUGAUGAGGGAAAUGGAGAGAAAGAAAGAGAGGGAGAUGAGAACAUAGAGACUGUAUCUAAGUACCUCCACUCCUCUCCCUCCUCUUCCUCCUCACCCUCUUCUCCCAUCUCACUGAACAGUCACAUGGCAUUGAUGCACUCCCGGAACUCCUGCAAGACGCUUAAAUGCCCCAAAUGUAACUGGCAUUACAAGUCCCAGCAGACACUGCAAGUCCACCUCAGAGAAAAACACCCAGAGUCUGGGGGCUCAUGUGUCUGUGGGGGCUUGGGGGAGAAUUGUGUUUGUGGAGGGUCAAGGGGUGUGUGUCUGUACUGUAGCACAGGGAAGGCCCAUCCUCGUCUGUCCCGGGGGGAGAGUUAUGUCUGUGGGUACAAGCCCUACCGCUGUGGUGUGUGUGAUUACGCCACGUCCUCUAAAGGAAACCUCAGCAUACACAUGCAGUCAGACAAACACCUCAGCAACGUACAGGCAGCGGGACAAACACAACAUGUGCACAGCACACACACACACUCCACACACAGCGGGGGCUCCUCUGUCAGAGACACAGCAGGCGAUCAGGUGUACGGACACACACACCCCGAAGUCACGCAGCCCCCGGAAAACACACCGGCCUACCCCAGCCAUCCCUCCUCCCAGGGUAAGAGGUGGCGGUGUGAGGUGUGUGAUUAUGAGACCAGCAUUGCGCGGAACCUGCGCAUACACACCACCAGCGAGAAACACACACAAAAUGUGUUGCGCCUGAAACACACACACAACGUGCUGCAGCUGCAGAGAAGCUACUACCUGGCCCACUGCAGGAGUCUGCCUCCUCAACUCACACUGCUACACAGCAUAGGUGGGGAGCAGUCUUUGGAUAUGCAUCAACUAACAGCAGAGGAGCCAGUUGCCCCAGAAUCAACCCUGACCCCCUCCCCCUCUCCUCCUCCCUCCUCCUCACCAUCCCCUUCUCCAUCCCCCUCUCCCCUGUCUCUCUCCCCCUCUCCCCCUCCUCCCCUGUCUCUCUCCUCCUCGUCUCCACUCUACCGUGGUGUGUUCCGGUGCCUGGUGUGUUUCAGUUUCUCCUCUGACAGUUUGGAGUCUCUUGGGUCUCACCUGAGUGCCCCCCGCUCCCUGCCCCAGUCUGAGUGGCGCUGUCUGGUGGCCGGAGGCUGCUACUGCAGGCUGUGUGGCUACAGCACCCCCCUCACAGCUAACUUCACCCUGCACUGCCAGACAGACAGACACAGGGCCCGCUACCAGCUGGCUGCCCACCUCUGGGAGAGAGGGGAAAAGGGGGAGGCUGUGGACUGGGAGGAAGUUGGGAAGUUGGUUGCUACAGGCAACCUGGUCCAGCUGAAGUGUAACGUGUGUGACUUCCAGACCAGCAGCUUGGAGAAACUGAGAAUACACAGUGUCAACUCCCAACACCAGGACAGCCUCAGAGUCUACAGGUUCUUAGAGCAGUAUGACAGUGCAGUAGCUGGAGGCUCCUUGUCGUUCCACUGUGUCUUGUGUAAUUACUCCUCCCGCUCUAAACUCCACCUACUGAGACACACCCACUCCACGGGUCAUCAUAAGAGGGAGGAGCUUCACCGCUUGCAGAUUGUGAAAAGGAGGAGCCUGAAUAAAGGAGAGGAGCUAGCUGCCAUCUUCAGCAUCAGGAAGUGUACCAGUCCUGAGAUGGAUGAAAGCAGUGAGGAGGGGGAGAGGAGAGAUUCCUUAUCCCCAGCCAAGCGAUCAUUCUCUUGGCUGGAGGAGACACAGAGCCCCCUCUCUCCCAAACGCCCCAGAACAGACAAGCACACCACUGACCAACAGACUACUGCCAAGUGCCCACUGUGCCAGGACACACUGGUACACACACACCUGAGACGUCACCUCACACUCACUCAUAGUGUGGCCCAGGACUGUGUGGACAAGCUCAUGAGCACUGUGGCAGUGGAGCUGCCAGAGAUUCUACAGAAAGAGACACUGCAGAGGGAUUCCCAUUCAAACGACUCCAACACAAACGAAUAUCAAACAAACGAUUCCAACACAAUGGACUUUUACGCAAAGGAGUCCCUCAGAAAUGAGUCUCAAUCAAACGACUCCCAUAUAAAUGAAGAAGAAGUGAUACCAGCCAAAGAUGUCCCUGCUCUGCCCACCCGUCCUUGUGAGGACCAGCAUCUAGCAGAGGACAACACCUCUCACCUCCCAGAGUCCCCCAGCUCAUCCCCUCCCCCCCCCACUCCUCCCUCUCCCUCCCUCAGCCACCUCCCUUCAUCUGCCUUACCCCCCUCUCCUCUCAGCGAUGCCCCUCCCUCCUCUGAUCGUCAUGGUUACAGGUUCCGCUGUGGCAGGUGCAGUCUAGCAUUCCGGACACAGGAGAAGCUGAAGCUGCACUGGCAGUACCAUGCCAUGAGGGCGGCGACAGAGUGCCACCUCUGCCCCAGACGCUGCCGCAGCCAAGAGGCCCUGCAGAGACACCUGCUCAACACACACCUACAGGACCUACACCUACAGGGUACACACCCUGACCAGAGUGGAGCACACGUCCAACGACCAACCAGCCUGGAGGGGGAGGAAGAGGAGGGGGAGAGUAUGGAGGAGGAAGAUGAGGAGGAGGGAAAUGAAGGAGAGGAGGAUGAAAAGGAUGACCCAGAUGAGGAGGAGAGGCCCAGUCCAGGGGUUAGUAAUAGUGACAAGGGUUCAGGGCAGCAGGGGGAGGAGACAGGGUCAGAAUCCAGCCCCCUCAUCAAGGGCUCAAAACCGACUCUGGAGCGGUUCCUGGACCCGGCUCGGCCCUACAAGUGUUCAGUCUGCUGUGAGUCCUUCACUCAGAGAACCAUCCUGCUGGUCCACUAUAACUCUGUGUCCCACCUCCACCGAGCCAAAGCCAGACGGGCCCUGCAUGACUGCAGCCCCAGUUAUGCUGACACCCCCCAGGGCCUGGAACCAAGCCCCUACCGGUGCAGCCUGGCCUCUGACCCCAGGCCCUACCGCUGCAGAAUGUGUGGGGUGGCCUACAGCCAGAGCUCCACCCUGGACAUCCACCUCCGUUCUGUACUGCACCAGACACGAGCCCGUGCAGCUCGGACCCAGCUACCACUGAACCCCCACACUCACCAAACUCUAGCUCCAGCCUCAGCCUCAACCCAGCCUCCCCACACCCCAGUCCCAUCCUUGGUCCAAACCCAGACCCCUGCCUCCAGCCCUUCGCCUGGAGGAGAAGAGGCAUCUACCAGGGGAACCCCCCCAGCAGUCACCAGACCAGCCCCUGCCUCCCCAAGUCCCUGUUCCUCCCUGAGUGAAGCCCAGCUGAGUGUGGGUGUCUCCGGCCAGGUUAAGGGUCAACAGGCUAAGAGGAGGAGAGUAGAGGACCUGACCGCUUCCGCAGGACAGCAGGACCUGACGUUACUCCAACAGCAAUUAGCCCAGGCCCAGAUACAGCAACACACAGCCCUCCUCCAGCCCCAGAUCUUUAGUCCAACACUGCUCCCACACCUCCCCUUACUGCAACAUAACCUCCUAAAGCAGCACCUCCCUUCAGCAGCAGAGAUUCUCCAACACGGGAACCUCUUCCCUCCCCUCCCCUUAUCGCCAGACAGCCUAUUCUCUCUACAGCAGCAGCUGCUACUGUCCUUCUACCUUUCUGGAGGGCUGCUACUCAACCCCAACACAACCCUUAUGAACCAGACCAGCUCAGCUGUCUCCCCUCAGACCACCUCAGCUGUCUCCCCUCAGACCACCUCAGCUGUCUCCCCUCAGACCACCUCAGCUGUCUCCCCUCAGACCAGCUCAGCUGUCUCCCCUCAGACCACCUCAACUGUCUCCCCUCAGACCACCUCGGACCAACGCCCCCAGAUAGAGAGGCUUGGACCUCCCUCUCCACAGCCAGAGACGAAUAGAAUCCAGUUUCCAGCCCAUGCUCCGAAAUGUGAAACCCAGGCUGAGACCGCUGACAGUGACUCCCCCCUCCACCAGACAGAGAAAGAAUACAACCCAUCCUCCCCUCCUGAUGGAGAUGGAGAGAAGAACGGAGAGAUGCAGGAGAGUGAGAAGAAGGAGAGAGCAGAGAAGGCCCUCAGAGUUCUGUUGGAAAGAUACGGCUGGGAACUGGCCCUACAAAGCACUCAGAGCAGACAGAGACAGCAGAACAGAGAGAUGGAGGGAUGCCUGGAGGAGGAGGAGAAGCAGUGUGGAGAAUGUGGGAAGCUGUUCUCUGACUCUCUGAUCCUGAAGAGCCACCAGGAGUUUGUUCACCGCCAGAUGAUCCCUCCUGUAGUGUUGGAGAUGUUCUCCAGACAGUACAGGCUGCAGUACGACCGCCUCUACCCCCUCAGACCCUUCACACCGGGGGACACUGAGACAACUAUUGUUGCACCCCUAACCCCAGCUUCAGCACCUGCACUUGCACCUUUACCCUCAGCACCAGCCUCAGAUUCAACCCUCGACCAAGCCCAAUUCCUCUCCAUCUCCCAAACCUCAGUCCCAGCCCUUACCCCAGCUGCAACCCUAACAGCCAUAGACCCAGCUGUGCCCCCACCACCAGCAUCCGUAUCUGUAACCCUGUCCCCAGACCAAGCCCCAGUUAAUUUCCUCUCCCCAGUCCAAGCCAGAGCCUCACCAACACCCUCUCCUCCUCCACCCCCCGCCAACCACAACCACUUUCAGAGCAGGACGCCCAGCUCUACCCCAUACACUACCACCCACUCUGCUCCUAGCCCAGCUCUACCCCCAUACACUACCACCCACUCUGCUCCUAGCCCAGCUCUACCCCCAUACACUACUACCCACUCUGCUCCUAGCCCAGCCCUACCCCCAUACACUACCACCCACUCUGCUCCUAGCCCAGCCCUACCCCCAUACACUACCACCCACUCUGCUCCUAGCCCAGCCUUGCCCCCAUACACUACCACCCACUCUGCUCCUAGCCCAGCUCUACCCCCAUACACUACCACCCACUCUGCUCCUAGCCCAGCCCUGCCCCCAUACACUACCACCCACUCUGCUCCUAGCCCAGCCCUGCCCCCAUACACUACCACCCACUCUGCUCCUAGCCCAGCUCUGCCCCCAUACACUACCACCCACUCUGCUCCUAGCCCAGCCCUGCCCUCUCUGAAGCGUAGGCUGGAGGAAGGGACAGAGGUUAGGCCUAUGAGUGAUGUGAUGGCCGGUGAUGGAGAGGAAGGGGGAGAGAGGGAGGGAGAGGGGGAUGAGCAGAGGCGGGAUAGGCGCCAGAGGACCACCAUCAGUGCGGAGCAGCUAGAGGUUCUGUACCAGCGCUACAGUCUGAACUCCAACCCAACCCGCUCUGUACUGGAGGGCAUCACCAGGGACACAGGCCUGAAGAAACGUGUGGUGCAGGUAUGGUUCCAGAACACUAGGGCUCGUCAGAGGAAGGGCCAGCUCCAGACCCUGGGGAGAGGAGGUUUAGGUGUGGGUCUGGGUGACAACCACAGGCGCUGUCCAUUCUGUAGGGCUUUGUUCAAGGCUCAAAGUGCCCUGGAUGCCCAUGUUAGGGCCCGCCACUGGUCCCAGACUGACAGACCUGCCUAUGGUCUGUCUCAUCAGAUAGGUUCCGCUGAUGACUUCAGCUUUUCUCACAACCAUGGAUCCUACAGAGACAGGGAGGGUCCCCCACUGCCCCUCCAGCAUUCUCCCUCUCUCUCCCACCAUCCUUCUCUCCCUUCCCCC